UAAUAUAUCUAACUAAAGAAUAUUCAAUUAAUCAAAUAAAAUGGAUUAAUUAACUCAAAAUAGUAUUCCUAUUCAAUAAAGUUGUAUUUUUCAUCCUCAAAAUAAACUUGCUUUUAUCUAAGUUAAUGAAAUUUCAUCCCUUCCUAACUCUAACAUAUUCUAAUGUGUUGAUUGUUUCGAAUAAGAUUUGCAAUUUAGAGGUGCCAAUUACAUGCUCAUCUAAAAAAUUAUUGAAAAUUCAGAUUCUGAUUUUCAUUAUAAAUGGCCACCUCUCAAUGAUUAGCAGAUCAUUCAGAAUAUUCAUUUGAAGGCUAAGAAUCUCAAUUCAACAUAAAGCGUCCUAAAUUAAAUCAAUUCUUACUUCACUUAGCUAAAAGAUGAAAUCAUUUAAAAAAUUGAUGUCGCUUAGAAAAAAGCAAUCAAUCAAGCUCUCGAAAUGCCUUUUGGCAAAGAGUAAAUUUUGAAAAGAUAUCAAGAAAUAUCUUAAAUUCAAAACUUAAAAUAACUGCUCAUGUAAGAUUAGAAUAAGUCUUUUGCACUCUAUCAAAAAUCGUGUAAAGAAUUCAUUUAGUAAGUAGAAUUAAAUAAAGGUAAAAAUACACAGCUGCUCUAAGAUUUGCUCAAUUAAUGCGAUAAUAUUCAACAAUUAAUCGAUUUUGACAAAUUAAACAAAAGCAAAGUAUUUUUAUUAGAUUUUUUAGAUUAGUUUAACUUUUUUGAAGAUUAAAUAUAAAGUCAAGUCAGGGCUGAUAAUAACUUAAAUAAUAAUAUUUUACCAUAACAAGAUAAUAGUAAAAUAGAUUAAUUAAUGAAAUUAAUUUCUAACAAAACAAAUUAUUGCAGUGAAGUGUUUUUGAAUCAAAUUAGACAAUAAAUGUAAAAACUAAGUCUCUUUUUUGAAUAAAUUUCAUUUGACAAAAUGAAUUAAGAAGGUAAAAAAUCUAUCCGAUUUUCAGAAUUAAAUGAUGAAAAAAUAAACAGUGUAAAUGAAUAUGUUGAGCAUUUGAUCUAAAUAUAAGAUGAUCCUUAACACCUCUAAUCAGUUAAGAAUUCAUUUUAAAUAUCAAAUCUACUUAAUGUUUUUGAUAAUAAAUUCAAUUUUAUCUCAAAUAAUUAUCGAGAUAACAUGAUGAGAUACUUAAUAGAAACAUAUCCAUUUUCAAAAAAUAUAAACACAGACCAAAUGUUCUCUGAAGAAUAAAGCUUUAACAUUUUGAGGAGUCUAGAAUCAAAUUAUAUAAAAGAGUUUGUUAAAAUAGUAAAAAAGAAAUAGAUUCUAAAUGAAAACCAAUAAAACUUUGAUAACAGUUAGACAUAUAUAGUUCAAUAAAAAAUACUAGAAUCAUUUAGAUUUAAAAAACCUGAAUUUGAAAAUACCUUAAAACAAUUUCCAAUCUUUGAUUUAUUAUUGUUAAAAGGGAAGAAUAUCUUGAAUGAAUUAUAAUUUUAGAAAAGCAGUUUUUAUGAUGGAAACUAGAGAAUAGAAAUAGUCAAAAAUAUGAAUAACUAAUUUGAAAUUUCUACAAAUGAAGCUAGGUACUAAGGGCGUUACAAAAAUUGUUAUAGUAAUUGCAUUUCUUAGAUAUUGGAAAGAGAUAAAAAAUACAUAUUUAGGAUUUAAUUUCAAAAGGGAGAUUAGGGUUAUUUUAAGAUAGGAUUAAUGAAAAAUGAGAAUUUCAAUAAAAAUUUAGGACAUUAUGAUCAAAUGAGCUACUAUUUUAGAUUUGAAAAUAAUAAGAUGAAAUACUCAGGAGGUGAUGGAAUAGAUAAAUUUGUAAAAGGAGAUAAGACAUAAUUGCUAGAUGAAAAUAGUACUUUAGAGUUGAGAGUUUGGCUAGAAAGAUAGUAAGUUGAGGUAUUAAAUUACCCAGAUUAUUCCUAUUAAGUAGAAAUCUAAGAUUAAUAUAAAUAAAAUCUAUCUUAAAAAGAUCUAUGCUUAUAUUUCAAUUUAUAUAAUCACUAACAAAAAUAUAUCUUAAAAGAAGCAUUAAUAGUUGAUUAAUUUUGAAAAAUAAAGUAAGGAGGAAAUAAAAAAUCAAAUAAAUGAAUGAUAAUAGUUGAAUGAAUUUGUUUAUAAAUUUAAAUAUUGAGAUUUGAAUAAUAAAAAUGAGUAAUUCAGAAAAAAAUAAUAGUCAUAAUAUGUAUUUUAUAUUUUAUUGGUUGAGUAAAGUUAGUGUAAAGAAAACUAACUAUUAGGUCUGUCUU
Molecule: messenger RNA, 2205 nt
Organism: Tetrahymena thermophila SB210
Lineage: Eukaryota; Ciliophora; Oligohymenophorea; Hymenostomatida; Tetrahymenidae
Exons: 2
Source: RefSeq, a predicted model, not a curated record